AUGCUUCUCAUGUACGAAAAUGGCUCGUUUGCUUACGUCACGAUUUUCUGCGCGACGGAGGUCCAAGUUGGGUUGGUCCGAAACAUUUGCAUACCUCUUGUUGAGCAGCUUUUCCUCGGCCGCCGCCGAAUUCCAACUCGAUACUUUUAUUUUGACCCUUUUUUUCGAUGUUAUGUGUUUGAGUCUGUUUGAGUCUUGUCUGACGCUUUUGCAAGGACCGUUUUUGCAAAAAAGCUUUGACAAGGGGAUUUAUUUUCAUUUGAAUUCUGAAGUUUCUGGGAAUAAUACAGAGAACUUCUUGAUUUAUAAAAUGAAUCACGAGACUUUCAAACUUUUUUUAAAAAUAAAUCAGAGCUCAAAUAAGCGGAAUAGCCAAAUUUUCGCAACAAAUUUCGCAACAAAACAUUUGUUUUUCUUUUCGUAUUACAGUUUUCAUUUUCUUUUCCUGUUUUUUUUACAACUUCUAUACUUAUAAGAGUUUAUUCUGAGAAAAAAGUUGAAAAAAAUCUUUUUUUGUAUCUUUUUUUCGAUUUUUUUCUACCAGUGAUUCUCAUUUUGGUUCGUUAUUAAACAUAAGAAGCUCAAAUAAUAACUCGAAACUGAGCCUUGUCUGUGUUGAAAUCUCACGUUUUCUUUGUUUUCUUUCUAAAAUUUCUUUGGAGUCUUUUUAAAAUUUCUUUAGAGGUCUAUUAAAGUUGACUGGAAACGUGAAAGCCAUUCCCUGCCAUGCAUAUCCGCUCAACAAAGCCAAAACACCGUGUUCCGCAACGGCUUUUUUGCCCCCAUGGAGCCGUUGUUUCCACUUGUCUCAUCCUUCCUAUUGCGGCGAAAACCGGCUCCGGUCGGGAUGGGCGCCUUCCUGGUUCUUUGCUCCCGUCUGUUUGCCUUUAUCGGACAAUGUUGCUUCUUCGGCAGCGGCAAAAACUCUGAUGAUACUGACUCAUUCCGCCGCGUGGAAGGAAAACGAGAAAAAAGUUUCAAAUAGACUUUGGAGUCAAAUAUGAAGAUGGAUGGGGUCAAAGUAAACUUCGAGUCAUUUUCGAAAAAGAGUAGAUUUUUCUUAUUAUUCACACUCUCCCAGGUCUUCAUUUACCAUCUAUAGUCUGUGUGCCACGACUUGAAAUUUAACCGAACGACGUUCCGCUGCGUACGGCCGCGAAGCGUUUUUUCCUUUGCGGAUCUAGGUCGCCCUUCCAGACUAUUUUUAUCGCUGAUAGAUGGAUCGUUCCACGUUUUGAAUGAAAGAAAAAAUUGAAAGCGCGACCGAGAUUCGCAAAGGCGCCCGGCGGAACAGCGGAACAGCGGAAUGUCGUUCGGUGAAAUUCCAAGUCGUGGUACACAGACUAUACUUGUCAAGAAUUCGUUAUUGAACUGACAAGGAGGAUCUAGAUAUCAUGCCGCACAUUAUCUGACAUGGAGAAACUAAAUUUCAGACUUUUAGGGCAAUCUUUUAAAAUAUUUUAGUGACUGAAGCAACAAAAUCGAUCAGAAGCUUCUCUUCAAGACGUCCCAAAAAAAAUAUCAUUCCCCAAGAACCCAAGGAAUAUCUGGCGGUCUUCCUCGUAGAAGCUCAGGUUUUCAUUGAUCGUUCCAAAAGCUAAACUCGUCGGGAGCUCUUGAUAAUAAAAGACCAAACCGCAGGAGAAAAAAAUCAGGGCUCAUAUCCUUUUCGAGCUUCACGUUUGUACUUUCGGUUCUGAAUAAAACUUGAAAAUUGACCAGGAACUUUUUUUUUCGACACCGAGAAGAGAAUUCCGCGGACAGAUCCGCAUUUGGAUAAUUUUCUUAUCUGACGGUCUCGAAAGUCUUGAUUGCCCAUCUGUUGUCCAUAGAGCGACUUUACUGCAAAACGCCCUUUUGGCGGGAACUCAAGCUUUUCUUUCUCCGACUUUGAAUUACUUUUUCUCUAAAACUAGGAAGUUUGGUACAUUUCCAAGUUUACCGUUCGAUUCGCAAUGAAAAGCUCUACAAAGUACUGCUUUGAACUGAAACACCGUUUUUUACUGCCCCUAUGCCUUUAAAGCGUUAGAAUGCGAUGAAUUGGGCUAAAAACUGAAACGAGAAGCUCGGACCUCCAGGACGAUUUCUUCACCCUCCUGUCCAUUUUCUUCUCAACAACGCAACCGACCAGCUGCUUCUUCUCCAGACACCAAAGUAGAAAAUCCCCUUCCCGAAGAAAUCCGAGUGAUAUCUGACGGACUUGCCAAUCCAGGACACGGACGACGGCGGCGGCAACCUGCCGGAGAGUUGCGUGAGCGGCUCAGGCGUCUGCAAAGUGGGCAAACACGGAUCCACACGGCAAGGGCGCCGUUUCGAGAAGGCACAUAUGAUUGGAAGAGCGACAAAAAAGCGCUCCAGGCCUCCCCCACCGCCAUAA
Molecule: messenger RNA, 2377 nt
Organism: Caenorhabditis auriculariae
Lineage: Eukaryota; Metazoa; Nematoda; Chromadorea; Rhabditida; Rhabditidae
Source: the annotation of a GenBank genome assembly